GCUAUAAACGAAAAAGUCACGUAAUCUUUAGAGAUACGCCUCGUUUAGAUGGGAGUUUACAUAUAAGGGAUAAGGCGCUCUCAAAUAUAAAACUACGUUAAACAACAUUCCUUUCGCUCUAAACAAAGGUCAGACGCUACGAAGAUAACUGCAAGUACAAUAAUUAUGGGGUCAAUUAUUUAAACUCAAUUUAAAAUACCAAAAUCUACGUGCACAAAAAUGAGAUACUGCCUUGUACUCGGAAUUUGCUGGAUUUGCAGUAUACACAAUGGAGCAGUACAUUGUUUUCUGGAAGUUCCUGAGCAAUUUGCAACAUUAACUGCUGAAACGGGGGAGACAAUCGGGCAAGAAAUAUCGACUCCAGCACAAUUCGACGUUUCAACAAGAGAGGAAGUUACGGAUAUUACAACUACAUCCUAUGUCGAGUGUUCAAACAGUCAGUCGAACUGCAAGAUACUGAAUGAUACAUUGAACAUUUGCGCGGAUGUACCGCAUGCUGUGAUACUGUGUCAAGGCUACUGCCAUUUGUGCAACGCCGUGAACGGAAAUUGGUCUGAAUGGACGAAGUGGGGCACGUGUGAUGUCACAUGCGGGAACGGAACGAAGAUUCGUUCCCGGAAGUGCGACAACCCGGCGCCCUCUCACGGUGGAGGAUAUUGCGUGGGGGCCUCAGAAGACAUUGACUUCUGCUCCAAACAUAAAUGUCCCGUUCACGGCUCCUGGGGUACAUGGUCGGAUUGGAGCAACUGUAGCAAGGAGUGUGGGCCUGGACUGAGAAACCGGACCAGGCGCUGUGAUCAUCCCGAACCGUCUGCGGAUGGCAAUCACUGCUUUGGGGCAAGCAUCAACUAUGAAGUGUGUGGACAACAAGAAUGCACCGAUGUCCCGAUGAUUCUUUUUCGAGUGAGAUCUCCGUCACAUAUUUAUACAUCCCAGGGAGCUAACAUCGUCUUCAGCAUCAUAGAUAUCAAUGAAGGCCGAGGUUACGACGCUGAAAGCGGUCAGUUUCGUGCGCCUGUUAACGGAACAUACAGUUUCAUCGCACAGUAUUGUGUUGCAGAGCAAGGUUUCGCACAAAUCGAGCUGGUAAAGGAUGGCAGUUCUUUACAAAAAGGAGGAAUCAUGGCUUCUCUCACACGCCACUGCGCGGACCUACACGCGAUGGUAUUUUUGCAUAGAGGCGAACGAGUCUGGAUAAGAAGCACAUUCGCGACUCAUUUCUCCGAAAGUCUUCUUGCUUGGUCAACGUUUUCUGGUGCUUUGUAUUACGUGUGAUUUAUUUGGAAUAAGUGUACGGUGCGUUAUGUGUUUUUCGUUCAAUAAUUACUGAUAAAGGUUGUUACAAAAAUGUCAAUUCGUACGAAUAUUUAUCUCCAUUACACCUGCAUGAUACAUUUGACAUCGCACGCUACGCUGACACAAUUAUCCGAUUGGGUUCGAAUUGAAGUUUCAUUGUUUUUUUAAUUCUACCAAAUUCAAUGUAAAACUAUACUUUGCACGUUUAAACAUCGCACACCAUUGCAUAAUUGCUGUGUUUUGAUCAAUCUAUUGUAUAGGAAACGAAUUUAUAUGAAAUGCACCACUACACAAAAGUGGUUGUAUUGUCAUAAUUUUAAGUGAACGAACGAAUAAAACUAAUACUACGUACAUUCUACAAUUUUAUCAAUGCAGACUGUAAAACAAUCUAGCUGAUAAUAAGCAUGCGUCAAGAUGAAAAUAUAUUUUUAUGUUUGUAUCCGAAGCAAACAACAAGAACAAAUUAGCUACAUGUAUUUAUGAAUCGAAUACAGUGGCUUUUAUUUCAGGGUUUACACGAACAUGGUGAAUGGUGUUUACGGAUAUGAUUUUAGCAAGACAAUUUAUAUGUAUGUACUGACAUACAUAUUAAUACCUUUAAGCUACACAAAAUCACCGAUUUCCUAGAAAUGCAAUAUUCUCGAGGAAACUUAAUCUCAUAUCCCCCUAAAAAGUGGUCAACACAUUUAUAUAAAACAAGCUACGCCCCAUGCGCAUGCAAUUAACACAUGGUUAUUUAUUGUCAGUCUGCACAUACCAUGACAACAAAUGAAUAAAACGUUUGUAUUAACUUUCAA
Molecule: messenger RNA, 2093 nt
Organism: Dreissena polymorpha
Lineage: Eukaryota; Metazoa; Mollusca; Bivalvia; Myida; Dreissenidae
Product: ectin-like
Exons: 9
Coding region: 220-1275 (351 amino acids)
Molecular function (GO): protein binding
Source: RefSeq, a predicted model, not a curated record